UACCAAACAAAGUCCAGGCAAUAGAGUUCUUCCUACCGGCUCUAUUGCGUAUUUCCUCUGAUGACUCCCAUCUUUUCUUGUUUUGCGUGUGGGCAAUAGCGUACCUUCAGGUGCCAAGCUGGAGAGGAAUCUAGAAGCCAAGACCUCGGAGCUACCUCAACGAACUUUGUUUCCAUUUUGGGCUUCUGCUAUGAUGCUCUUGAGUAAUCAUUUUUGUGGCAUUGCUACGUCUUAAUGUCCCCAUUCGGAACUGGUGUUCGUAAAGGCUUAGCAAAUGCAAAUAUUCGCGACAGUACACAAUUCCAUUCUAUAAAGCGGUGGGUAUUGCUGUAGGUGCUUCCUCGGGUGUUUCUUAUAUUCACACAUUUUACCUAUCUACUAUUUUAAUUUACGUCCUAUUUUUGGAUACGCCAACCUAUAUCUUUCCUCAUCAAAAAGACUCUGCCUGUAUCAGAAGCCAUGGGGAAACUGAGAGGUCUUCUAUCAUCAGGCAUUGGCCUUGCCAUGGAAGCUGCUUCGGCCCAGAGUUCACAAUCCCCCAGGGUCUACGACUCUUCAAGAUACGAAAGAGCGAACUACCAUUCGAGAAGCCUGGAUGGGUUUCAGCAGUCUCAACUUGCGCACUUUAGUGACGAGAACUAUGCACGAACAGAGUUCAAUGAGACAGGCAACGAAAUUUACGACGAGCAACAAUUUUGCUCGGAGCAGCUUUUAACUCAAGGAGGUCUCUCAUAUCCCGUUAUUAUCCCUCAGCGCAGGCCAGAAAAUAAAAGUCGUGGUUGGUCCAGGGCGUAUGCUCCCGCCCUCGAAGGUUGCGGCAUUGAUCAAGAAACAUUUCUGUCGUUCAUUGAGUCAUUUAACAGAGAGAGUCAGUCUUCUCCUUACCUGGAUGCUGUCAACGUGGCAGCACUUGGAGUGGGAUUUGCUCCAGGAAUCGCGCCCAUCGUCAUUUCAACUGCUCUGCCAAUUGCUGUACAAUAUGCAAAACAAUCUCAGACCAAUCAUAAAACAAAGACAUACUUGGAUAGAAUGAACGAAGAGCUCUUCGUCCCCCAUGGAUUGUUUGCUAUGGUUAUGACAUACAAGCCAGAGCAAUCCAGCACGAUUGUCAAUACUAAUUCAAUUUCUUCUUCGCAAUUGCAAGACACUGCAGCAAACAGGUUCGAAAAUCCAGAAAAUAUUCGAACCCAAAGAUUCCAAAUGCCCGAGGCGUCUCCUCUAAUUUUUUUCGAGGCCGGAUCUCUUCCCACUGAUCAACCAUCCAAUCGCCUUGACAAGAUCACCGAUUUUAUCUCUGACUACCAUGACCGUCGAGCACGGGCACGAUUUGCGGAAGGUAAUCCAGGCUCACCCCUUGCCGGACCAGCUCCAAAGUUCGGUAACCGCUUCGCUGACCCGACUUCGACCAACAAUAACGGCAGCUUACUAUCGACAAUAUCUGGAAACGACCGACAGAGUGACAAAGAAACGAGCAAAAGAUCGAGAAAAGAGGAACGAAACGCUCAAAGGGAAGGCCGUAGAGGGCCAAAGGAUAAUGGAAACGAACGUGGGCAUCUUAUACACGGACUUGUUUCAAAUCUAGCGGAGAGGUCCGGCCAUGGCGGAAGUUUUGGACGUGGGCGCCCUCGACUUAUAUCAGGUGUGCGGGGUAUCGUGAAUGGCUCUGGCUCAUCCACAGCAAAUAGGAAGGACCAGGGCCUUUUGAAGUCCAUUAAGAGCAUUGAGGCGAAUUCAGAUGUGCUAUAUCUGAUGAUCGUCAACAACCCUACAUCCGACAUCGCCUCUCGUGAACCUCGAUCUCCGCAUGGCACGAGGCAGAAUCCGGAAGAAGUGUAUGAUUGGCAAGAAGAUCCGCAACUGGACUAUUCUUACGACGGCGCACUGUCUGGCGAACGGUUUCAUCCAAGGGAUAGGCAUGAUCCGACGCACGAUGAGCGGUAUACUACAGACAACUAUGGCCGUUUCGAGCAGCAGGUGGUGCCAUACCAGUAUCAAUAUCAGCAGAAUACCCCUAGCAGCCCACCGCCGAGAUACAACGGCAUCGUCACGAGACGGGAUACAAGGCCGCAAAACUGGGAUCGAAAUGAUGACAAGGAGUACUGUGUGACGGGAUUUUAGGUCACCAUCCGAAUAUGUGGGAUGGAUUUUUAUUGUAGGUUUGGUUAUGAUGACGUGGUUGGAUUUGGAUUUGGAUGAAGAACAGUACGACUUGCUUAGGAAUUAUUUGGAAUUGAGAAACACAACACAGGCUAGAAGAUUAAUUUAACCUUUAAGUCCACCUGAGCCCUGUACCGACACCUCUCUUGUAACUGCGUACUCAAUUCUUAUGUGCGGCUAAGCUGUGGCUGCGUAUUCGCCAAAUGCUUACGACAGAUAACAUCAGGG
Molecule: messenger RNA, 2385 nt
Organism: Pseudogymnoascus verrucosus
Lineage: Eukaryota; Fungi; Ascomycota; Leotiomycetes; Thelebolales; Thelebolaceae
Exons: 5
Coding region: 460-2118 (552 amino acids)
Source: RefSeq, a predicted model, not a curated record